Molecule: messenger RNA, 2051 nt
Organism: Odocoileus virginianus texanus
Lineage: Eukaryota; Metazoa; Chordata; Mammalia; Artiodactyla; Cervidae
Source: RefSeq, a predicted model, not a curated record
UUAUUGUAUCAAUGCUCACUUUCUUGAGCGUGAUGCCGGCAUUGUGAUUAUAUAGAAACAUGUCCUUGUUCUUUGGAAGAUGCACGCUGAAACAUCUAGGGAUAACAUGUCAUGAUUCAGAUAGUUACACACAUGUCAUGGAUGUGUAUGGAGAGAGAGUACAGAGAUGGAAAAAUGUUAACAAUUGGUGAAUCUAAGUGAAAGGGUAUAGGAGGGUUCAUUGUAUUAUUCUUCUCUGUAGGUUUGAGACUUUCCAACAUCCAGUGCUGGGAAAGCGGAACCUGAUGGGGAAUUUCUCAGGAAAGGGCUUGGUGUUUCGGGCAGUCCACGGUGCCGAUUUGAUUGAGCUGCACAGCCUCUUCUGUCUGCCCUCACCAUGUGACUGGGCCCCUGUUCGCCUUUCUGACAUUAUCUUGCUCUUAGGCCCAUGUUGAUACCAGUCUUGUCACCACAGGUCUGUCCCCCAGGGAGCUGCAGACCCCCUAGCCUUCUCAGAAUGACCACGAAGGAAGAGGAGCAGGAGCUGGACGGUGAGGAGGGCCCACCGCAGGCAGGGCCUGAGGAAGAAGACGGGGGUGAGGCCUUCUCCUUCAAAUACAGCCCUGGGAAGCUGCGGGGAAACCAGUACAAGAAGAUGAUGACCAAGGAGGAGCUGGAGGAGGAACAGAGAGUUCAGAAGGAACAGCUGGCUGCCAUCUUCAAGCUCAUGAAGGACAACAAGGAGACGUUUGGCGAGAUGUCCGAUGGUGAUGUGCAGGAGCAGCUCCGGCUCUACGACAUGUAGGCCGCCUCCGCCUGGCAGGACGCCGUGACAGCUGGGUUGCGAGAGCUGAGCCGUGACAGCUGGGCUGCGACAGCUGGGCCACAACUCUGCCCCCACCUGGGACCCACGCCCUUGCUAUUCUCAGACUUUUGUAGGCUUCCCUUUAUCUUAUGUACAUAGAUGUAGAGAUGUAGCAUAUACAGAGUUUCUCAGAUCUUGCAGUUUAGAUAUCAUGUUACAGGAGUCAGGAUAGUUGUCCUCAAAGGAGAAAAAAACAUCCCUGAUCCUUUGGCUUCUGUUUGCUGGGGAGGGCCCAGCUGUGACAUGGGUUCCCCUUUGAAACUGUCAUCUGAUCCAAAUUAGAUCCUAGGCAAGCAGCUGCCCAGAAGGGCUGGCUCGAAGCCUCAGCUCCCCACCCUGCCGGCCCCCCCAACCCAGCACACAGUGUGGAAAAGAUUCAGGGAUGCUGUAAGGAGGAAGAGUAUCAGGUCCCGCUGCCCGAGUAUCAAGCCUAUUAACACUACACCUUCCUCUGCCUUGGAAGACUUUCUGGAAGCUUCUGUCACUGUAUGGGAGCAAGCCAUAGGGGAGCAUCUCUAAAAAGGUAAAAAAGUCUGAUUCAAAGACUCACCUUCCAUCCUGGAACAAAGCAACGAUAUCAGAGUUGGGGCCCUCUAAUAGUAUCUCUUAUAUAACCAUGACACUUACUUUAUAUGUAAUUAAGAUUUCUGUGAGGGCUCAUCACGCACCUAGACCUGUGCUAGACACUGUCAAUAGAAAUAAAAUAUGCAGCACAGUCUCUACCUUUAGAGACAUUAAAGUCCUAUGGAGGAGAAUUCCCUGCUGGUCCAGUGGUUAAGAACUGGUGCUUUUACUGCCGAGGAUGUGGGUUUAAUCCCUGGUCAGGGAACUAAGAUCCUGCAAGCUGCGAGGUACAGCCAUAAACAAACAAAUAAAAAUCAAGACCUUUGGAGAAGCCAGGUGCACAUGCAGGAAAAGAAAACCUCACCAGUUAGCAUUCAAUAAAAAUGCCAAAAUGACCUCAUGAAGAGUGUCUGGACCACCUUAGUGCAUCAAUAAAGUUCUGUGAGUCAGUGAAUGCACAGUGAUGACAAUAACAGCGGUUCUUUCAUGCUGUCCAGAUGCUGCUUCUGAUCACCCCACUGGCUGAAAAACCCAUAGCCAACUGAGUUAAGGAGGGAACGCUAAAGGGAUAACCUAAGAAAGUUCUUGAAAAUAUUUUUUAUUUGCUGAAAUAAAACUAAACACAUGAAAGUAAAAGCAGCAA